AAUUAAUAACAUUUUAUUUAAACCUGAGGCAAUUAUGAAGCAUCUGAGAAUUUUAAGCAAAAUUCAUAAUAAUCAGAAGCCUUCUAUGAGGGGCAGAAAAUAUAUCACUCCAAAUGAUUUAUCCGCAGAAGAAAUGAAACAUUUGCUUAUGACUGCACUAGAACUCAAAACCUCAGAAACAAAACCAUUAUACAUCAAAUCUUUGGCUGGAAAAAGUAUUACUUUUCUUCUAGACUCUCCCUGUUUACGACUCCAAUCUUGCAUCUAUAGCACUUCUAAUUUACUUAAUAUGACACUAAAUACUAUCAUUACCUCAGAAUGGGAAACUAUGUUAUAUCCACAAGAUAUCGGAAGGUUACUGUCGAAUAGUAGUGAUAUUAUAUUUUGCAAGGCCCAUAGGCAAAAAAAACUAGAAAGUUUUGCUGAAGGAUCGAUUGUACCUGUCGUAAAUGUUUCUUCAUGUCGGUUUGUGUUGCUUCAUCAUUUGUCCAAUUUGUUAACCCUUCAGCAGCAUUUUGGCAAUUUAGAAGGUUUAAUUAUAGCAUGGAUAGGCCAUCCAUGUCCUCUGUUGAACACUUACCUAACAAUUGUUCCUACAUUGAACAUGCAAAUAAGAUUUCUCUGCCGAUGUGGAGGACCUGUUUCUCCAUCUGAUUUGAACUAUGUUCUAUCUAAAGGAGACGAAUUCACCCAAAAAGUUAAAGAAUGUAAUAAUAUAAAAGAAGCUAUUGAAGGUGCUCAUGUUAUUGCGACUACAGAUCAUUCGGAAACUAACUUAAAACUGACAUUAGCAGAUUUGACAAAGUAUGCACACAAAGACUGGGUGUUUUUUCACACUCUUCCUAGAACAUUUCAUGAAGUUGAAGAUGAAGUAUUUAAUAGUGAUAGAAAUUUACUUUGGGUGUCAAAUAUGAAUAAUAAAUGGAUAUGUGCCGCAAUUAUUUCAAGAUUCUUAGAUUGUGAAGAAAGUAAUGUAAAUUUGAAUAGCUGUGGUGGAUAA
Anoplophora glabripennis (Asian longhorned beetle) is the source of this 1000-nucleotide messenger RNA. RefSeq names its product ornithine carbamoyltransferase, mitochondrial-like. Gene Ontology annotation, cellular component: mitochondrion. NCBI's taxonomy places the organism in Eukaryota, Metazoa, Arthropoda, Insecta, Coleoptera, Cerambycidae. Bases 35 to 1000 code for a protein of 321 amino acids. The transcript has 3 exons. Gene Ontology annotation, molecular function: ornithine carbamoyltransferase activity; amino acid binding. Gene Ontology annotation, biological process: L-citrulline biosynthetic process. The record is from RefSeq and is a predicted model, not a curated record.